GGAGGUUAUUGGCUAUUGCAGAGAAUAUCUAAAAGGAGGAAGCUACAUGUGAAGACUAUUACUGUAGCCUUUCACAAUCAGCCAAUCAGCCCUCCCCCUGUCCAAGUGGCGUUAAUAACCAGACACAGAGAGGCAGCUACGGAGCAGAUGAAGAUGAAUCCAUGGACCCUCUCUGUGCUCCUGCUGCUAGCUGGGCCGCUGGGGGCGGACCCUGACUGGCACGUGGAGUACCCUGACUCCUUCUGCGUGGUGGAGGGCUCCACCGCCACCAUCCCCUGCAGCUUCACCCACCCCGCGGUGCACAAAAGGACCGGCCCGGUGGUGGAGCGGGCGGAGCGGGUGGUCUGGUGCCACAGUAACAAGUACUGCUCCGAGCCCAACGUGUACGACAGCAGCAACGUCCGGGCCGACAGCAGGUUCCGGUACCUUGGGGACCUCGACGGGAACUGCACCUUAAAGAUCAUCAAGACGGUGAAACGGGACGCUGCAAGGUACCGCUUCCGCUUCGAGACCAACGUCGAAGGGUACACCGGACUUAGAGGAGUCAGAGUCAACGUCACUAAUGGAGAGGAUGUGAAGGUCAGAAGCUCCGUCACUGACCAUGUGGUGAAAGAGGGCGGUCAGGUCACACUCACCUGUACCUCAGCCUGCUCCUUCCACCAAUUGGACGUCCACUGGUACAGAAAAGGCCACGCCCUAUCAGAGAAAGGCCCCGCCCUCCACCUCAGCUCUCUGACCAAUGACGACACAGGGAAUUACACCUGCUCUCUGGACUCUAGCAAACAGAAAACCUCUGCGCCUUGGAGUCUGAUCGUGGUGGUAGAUGAAGGCAGGUAUGCCAGGCGCGUGGCAGUGCCGGUGGUGUCGGUGGUGUUGGCUGUGGUCCUUCUCCUGCUGGCUGGGCUGGUCUUCGCUAAAAGGAGACAUGCACAAAAGAAAGCAUCAGAAGUGAUUCAAAAACAGGAGGUGAACUGUAAACAGGAAGCGGUGGGAGCUUCAGAGGAAGUCAGCUAUUCAACCGUCCACUUCAAACGCAAUUCCUCGAGGUCAGCCCCUGGACCGGAACAUGAGAUCGUCUACAGCGAGGUCGUUCACUGAACCAAACUCAAGCAGCAACUCCUCUUCCUCCUCCAGUGAUGACGAGAUAAGGGAACACUGACGUCAUCAUGUCUCUUGUCUGUCACAGACUUAUUGGUUGAGUCGUGUUCUUUUCAGUUUCUAUUUCUGCUUGUAACAUUUCUGAUGAUUUCAGUGUUUUUAUGCAUUUGAGUUUUCUUUCUUUAUUGUAUGUUGUUGUUUAUUCUGAAUAUACCUAAGGUUGUCUGAAUAACGGUGAGGUUUGUAAAGACUGAUUCUUCUCCAUUCUGCUCCUGAUGACUAGGCUACGUUUAAAAAAAAUACUUCUCAACUUAGUUUCUUGAUGGAAUGGCGGCUCAGUCUUUCAUGAGCCUUUUCUUCUUCUGUUAGCUUACAGUAUUUAUGCAAUCAUAUCUUUACAGUCUAUGGGUCAUGUAGGCUUACAAUAAGAUCUGUCAUGUUCUUAUCAUCGGUCGUUCCUGUGUUAAAGUGAAGCCGUUUUAAAUACUGAUAAAGUUAAUGGGGGUCAGAUAAUAAUUGGCGUACCAUUCAUCCCUGAGAUUCAUUACAAACUGUAAGGCUCGGACUCACCACUGCCAGUUGUCCUCUCGGGUAGGAUGGCCUGCUUUGUCCACGUGUAGGCUCAGUCACUACUGCAUAUAUAUUCAUGAGGCAAUACUUGGUGUGCUACCUAGCUAUGCUCCCUUAUCAUGCGGAAAAGUGCUGGUCCACACUUUUUACGUUCAGAGGACUUGGUGUUGCUAUUUGUCCCCAAUAUGUGGACAGAACAGGGUAAAAAGGCUUUUAUAUACUCUGCCCUCACUGUACGCUGCAGAAAGACCUAGGACUUGUUGAAUUCAUUUUGUUAAAUGCUUUUAAGUUGAAAAUGAAGGAAAUUGAGCUAGACUCUCUAAGAUAUCAGUGUUUUUGUUUCCUUGUUACAGAAAAGGAUAUUUUAAGAUCGAUGCAGUGUGAAUUGAUUUGCCUUAUUUUAGUGCUGUUUAAAUUUUUGUCUCUGUGUGUUUGUCUGAAACUGUUUGUCUGUAACUGUGCUGCCUGAUUUGGCCAGGUCACCUUUGAAAAAGAUUUGUAAUCUCAAUAGGUUUUUCUCCUGGUUUAAUAAAGGUUAAAAAAAUAAAUAAUAAUCACCCUCACCACUGUGGAGCUUAAAUAAGAAAGGGGAAGUAUAAUUCACUGGAACUCAGCAGGAACUUUGUUUGCUGCCAUGUGUGUCGAAGUCCUCUCUUCCCUGAAUACUAUUAUUAAGAUAGCAGACGUCAGAUAGAAUUGAACGAAAGUCUUUUUGUGAACCGUCUGUAUAAAAGUACAGGUAUUAUAGGUAUGCAUAACCCAAUUUAGACACAGAAAAAGCUCUUUGGGAAAUGUAUUAGACCUUUGAAGUAGGCUAUUAAACUAUAAAAGUUUAUUUAUUACCUUAUUUUGAGCAUGCAGUGUAUUUUCGAUGGGAUACAGCUGUGAUACAGCAUUGAUAUUUUAGAAUAUGUUGUCAAAAUAAUGUUCUUGAAAAAACACCUCUACAGACAUAAAAUAAAUAAAAUGCCUCAACAAAC
Molecule: messenger RNA, 2648 nt
Organism: Gadus morhua (Atlantic cod)
Lineage: Eukaryota; Metazoa; Chordata; Actinopteri; Gadiformes; Gadidae
Product: sialic acid-binding Ig-like lectin 15
Exons: 7
Coding region: 148-1098 (316 amino acids)
Source: RefSeq, a predicted model, not a curated record